GCAGUACCAAGUUAAAGGCAGAAACAACACAUUGGGAGAAGAAAGGUUGGUUUUGCAGGUCUGUAAUUUUCUUCUAAAAAGUGUUUUAAUUAUGACAAGCAGAUGUGGAGCAGAGUUGUAUUAAUGUUGAAGUAAACCCGGAUUUGAGCGUGUUUGUUGAACGUCACCUGAGCUGCAGGAGCUUGUUUCUGUCCUUCACGUGAUCCGUGUUUACGUCCUGUGAUACACGUGGGGACGAUCACAGCUACCGGCAAGCGGUCCACAUGCCGACACGCCGACACAGUAGCCGAGGGGAACACUUCUGCUGACCGCAGAAGUCAUGAAGGAGUUUUUGAGGAGGAUGCACGACGUGUUUGUCAAGGUGGCUCUGUUUCCGAGCCGCCUGGGCAGGACGGGUGUGCGGCCAGCGGCCUCGGAGGUGUUGACCUGCCACCUGCUGCAGCGCAGACUCCCCCCCUGGACCUCCUUCUGUGUCCGCUACAGCUCCGUCCACAACGACCAGUUCGGACGGUCCAACUUUAACUGGACAGUUCAAGGAUGCAACUACCAGAUACUGAGGACAGGCUGCUUCCCCUUUGUGAAGUAUCACUGCACCAAAGCGCCUGUGCACGACCUGGACUUCGAGGACAGGUUCUUCACCAUGCUGAAAGUUAUUAAUCUGGGUAUCCCUUGCUUGGCCUAUGGGAUUGGCUGCUGGAUGGUGGUUGGAGCUAAGGAAACAGUACAGACAAGUGUUGGACCUGUCACUGUAUAUUUUGCUUACAAAGAAGAAGAGGGUGCACAGUACUAAUACAGAAAGGGGACUAUCUUGAAUGUCGAUUAAAGAACGUUGUCUCUGGAGCUACUGCUCUUGGUGAAGUUUUCCCACGACUAUUGACAACAGUGCCAUCCCAUGUUAUUCGCAGUCUUCUUAGACUGCACAGGUUGAGUUGUAGUAUAUAUUUAAAUAUGCAAAUAUUAAAUGUUUAAAGAUUAAUUUAAGGACUCACCUUUAUUGUAAAAUGUUUCUUGCAACCGUAAUAAAG
This is a messenger RNA of Cololabis saira (Pacific saury), 1025 nucleotides long. RefSeq names its product chromosome 5 C15orf61 homolog (gene c5h15orf61). Bases 320 to 790 code for a protein of 156 amino acids. The transcript is spliced from 3 exons. The record is from RefSeq and is a predicted model, not a curated record. Lineage: Eukaryota; Metazoa; Chordata; Actinopteri; Beloniformes; Belonidae.